This is a messenger RNA of Anthonomus grandis grandis, 2026 nucleotides long. Its product is annotated as glycerol kinase-like. Gene Ontology annotation, molecular function: glycerol kinase activity. Bases 155 to 1861 code for a protein of 568 amino acids. The transcript is spliced from 11 exons. Gene Ontology annotation, cellular component: mitochondrion. NCBI's taxonomy places the organism in Eukaryota, Metazoa, Arthropoda, Insecta, Coleoptera, Curculionidae. The record is from RefSeq and is a predicted model, not a curated record. Gene Ontology annotation, biological process: glycerol-3-phosphate biosynthetic process; triglyceride metabolic process; glycerol metabolic process.
UCAGAUGUCUAAGUGUCAAACAAAUUAAAAUUUCUGUAUAAUUUAAAAUUUAUAGGGGAAUAAUACCGAAAAUAUUAUUCUGGACCAGAAAAAUCGAACUUUGAUCGAGUAGACCCUCGUUAUGUAUUUUGUUCAGAUGUAAUUCAUAUUAGUCAUGGUUUCUACAAGGGAAAAGUAUGGGCCCCUUAUAGGGUCUAUUGAUGAAGGGACCUCCAGUACAAGAUUCUUGGUUUUUGCCUCAAAAACAGCAGAAGUUCUCACAUACCACCAAAAAGAGGUUCCUCACAUUUGUCCCCAAGAAGGAUGGUUCGAACAAGAUCCCUUGCUCAUACUUCAAGCGGUUAAACAAACCAUUGAUGUCACUUGUGAUAAUUUAAAAAAGCUUGAUAUAGAAUAUGAGGAUAUUGUGGCUAUCGGGAUCACUAACCAAAGGGAAACAACUGUUUUAUGGGAUAAAAUCACUGGGAAACCUUUAUGUAAUGCCUUAGUGUGGAUGGAUAUGAGGACUUCAAGCACAGUGGAUGAAAUCUUACAAUAUGGCAAAAAGGACAAAAAUUUCUUGCAAUAUGCUUGUGGCUUGCCAGUUAGUACCUACUUUAGUGCCUUGAAAAUAAAAUGGAUGAUGGACAAUAUUAAGGGUGUAAAAGAAGCAAUGAGAGAAGGGAGAUGCUGCUUUGGAAACAUUGAUAGCUGGCUUAUAUGGAAUUUAACUGGUGGUACCAAAGGAGGACUACAUAUAACAGACUGUACAAAUGCCUCAAGAACUAUGCUUAUGAGUAUUGAAACUUUACAAUGGGAUCCACAGUUAUGUAAAGUAUUUGGUAUACCAAUGAACAUUUUGCCAGAAAUAAGAUCUUGUUCAGAAAUUUACGGUUAUAUUGCUGAUGGACUUAAGUUGUCUGGGGUGCCCAUAUCAGGGAUUUUAGGAGACCAACAAGCGGCUCUAGUAGGUCAGCUCUGCUUUAAAGUUGGCCAAGCUAAAAGCACUUAUGGUACGGGAUGUUUUAUUUUAUACAAUACUGGAACCGGUAUGGUGUAUUCCUCCCAUGGUCUUUUAACGACUGUCGGAUACAAACUGGGGCCCCAUGCCAAUACAGUUUACGCUCUGGAAGGAUCUGUGGCUAUAGCAGGAAUAUCUUUAAGGUGGCUCAAGGACAAUUUGCAGAUUAUAAAGAGUGCCAGUGAAGCCGCUGAUGUUGCUCACGGUGUUACAGAACCUGGAGAAGUGGUCUUUGUUCCUGCCUUUUCGGGACUGUAUGCUCCUUAUUGGAGGAAAGAUGCUAGAAGUGUAAUCUGUGGCUUAACUGAAGAAACCAAACCGGGACACCUAGUAAAAGCGGCCCUAGAAGGUGUGUGCUACCAAGUGACCGACGUAUUGAAAGCGAUGUCCCUGGACUGUGGCAUUCCAUUGAAAAAACUGUUGGUGGAUGGCGGAAUGACGGUGAACGACUAUCUGAUGCAGAUGCAAGCCGAUUAUUGUGGGAUCCCGGUGGUAAGACCGACUAUGUUGGAAACGACCGCACUGGGGGCGGCAAUCGCCGCCGGUAGUGCACGGGGGGUGGAAGUUUGGAACGCCGCUAAGAUACAAGCGACCCCCAAUGAUUUGUUUAUGCCUUCGCUAAGUCCUGACGUAAGAGAUAUGAAAUACACUCGCUGGAAAAUGGGUAUUGAACGCAGCUUGGGUUGGGCAGUGGACGAUGAGAAAAAAGACAACAAAAAUUCUUAUCGUUUCUGUCUAACAGACGAUUCGGAAUGUUAUGAAGCCGAAAAAAUGAUUUCACGUUCCUUACCUGGCACCCUAUUUUUGUUUGGUACUGCAGUCAUUCUGGUACUGGCUGAAGUGUUAAACGGAAGGACUUAAUAACGCUUUUGUUAAGGGUUUAAUAUAUUAGUCAGUUAACAGUUUCGCUUUGACCUUCUUUUAUAGAGAAUGAAUAUGAAGAUAAAUUAUAAAUAUUGUACGUUGUUUUGCGGCUGUAGCUUUUGUUUAGUGAAAAGUUUCGCAAUAAAGAAAUGAUGCAACAUA